Paramecium octaurelia is the source of this 520-nucleotide messenger RNA. NCBI's taxonomy places the organism in Eukaryota, Ciliophora, Oligohymenophorea, Peniculida, Parameciidae. The record is from the annotation of a GenBank genome assembly.
AUGAAAACAAUUAGCAUUUUGAAUGAUAUAUUAAUUAAUUAUCAGGAUCCUUGUCAGUUUGAGUUAUUAGAUGGAAAAGUAAGUAUCAAUAAUUUAAUACGCAAACGGAUGAAAAUAAGGAAAACUAACUUGACUAAUUGUAAAUUAAUAUAUUAAGAAAUUAUAAAGUUAAUUUAAUUUGCAAGAACUUUCAGAGGUAACUAAAAAUUCAUCUUAGCCUGUAACAUGGUUGAAGCGGAUCGUAAAAAUUCAAGUUGAACUGAUUGGAUUCAGAAAAUAGAUAGAACCUCUACCUUUAAGUAAUCGAAGAAAUCUUGUCAAUAUAUUAGAAUAUGAGAUCAAGGAGAACAAUAUUUCGAAUUUCACCCUAUAUGUUAUGAGAAAAAUCAAUUAGUUAGUGGAUAGCAAUCAACAGUUGGCAUUUGUUACAAAGAGCUUGGUAUGAUUGGAAUUUAGCAAACCUACCUUAAUAUGUAUGAUUAUUGCCUCUAAGUUACAAUACAAGUUUUAAGAACUAUUG